This is a messenger RNA of Capsicum annuum, 965 nucleotides long. RefSeq lists its product as uncharacterized. Bases 48 to 965 code for a protein of 305 amino acids. Lineage: Eukaryota; Viridiplantae; Streptophyta; Magnoliopsida; Solanales; Solanaceae. The record is from RefSeq and is a predicted model, not a curated record. The transcript is spliced from 6 exons.
AACCUACUGUACCAUCUAGGAUAAAAAGAAAUCCAUAUGCCUCAGCAAUGAGUAGGUUGCCGACAAUAUGGUCAAAAGAUCGAGGUUGUCCUUCUCGAACUGUUCCCGUUAAGAGAAUUACGAAGGAUGAUCUCAUCAGACAAAGAGAUAUGCCACUGCCGGAACCCAUCAACUUCAAAGAUCAAGUUGGCAACAACAAUAGUGAGCCAAUAGGAAGAAGCUACACAACUUCAUAUGGAUAUAAGCGUGCAAUACUUCAAACCCUAGAAGAUCCAAAUGCAAAGUUUUCGGGAGCUGGAAUGGCACCAAAUUUGUUCAAUCCUCAUGUUGAAGGCAAACAACAUAGUGGUUGUCGAAUAAGAAUUCUAAGAGGGUCGGAUAGCAUGCAAGUUGGUUGGCGAGUGGAUCCAACAUUAUAUGGGGAUAAUAAAACUAGACUUUUUAUACAUUUUCAGACAGGUAAUACUCAUUGUUUCAAUACAUUAUGUCCCGGAUUUGUACAUGUAAACACCGAUUUUACUCUUGAUAUGCCAUUCGACACUCUUUCACAACCCGGAGGGCCGUCAUGGGAGGUCCCGAUGUACCUUUAUCGGGAUCAUGGAACUGGAAACUGGUGGCUUCUAAUAGGACCAGACUUUGCAUCAAUUGGUUUUUGGCCACAUAAGAUCUUCACUUUGUUGAAAAGUUAUGCUUCGACUGUUCAAUGGGGAGGAGUCGUAUAUAGUCCACCGGGUGUACCUGGACCUCCAAUGGGCGCGAGUUUGUUUCCUAGCGGAGAUGCUACGAAGGAUGCCUACUGUAGGAGCAUUACAGUUUCAAAUGAAGAAGGAGAUUCAGUUGGAAUAGUGGAAGCAAUCAGACGUACUGAUAAUUAUUUUGAUUAUGAAAUUCUGUUCAAACGAAUUGAGGUAGGUUCAGACUCUUUUACUUAUGGUCUUUAUGGUGGACCUGGUAGUUCUUCAUGA